AAGAUAAAGGGGAUGGAUUUGCAAUUGCAUUUAGUGCAAAAACAUUUUUCUAAGAGAGAAUUAGUUGUUUUACUGUACAAAAAGCAAAAGCAAUAGAACAGGGAAGAAAACAUAACCAACCCCCACGUCUCGAUUCAAGGUUUGCUAUGACAUCAAACCACAAUGCACUGCACUGUUUGCAGUUUAUCCGCCUUCUCCAUGGCAAUACUGCUAGGACGUCCCCUUAUUCAAAUAAAAGACGACGAAACGUCAUUUCUGUCCAAUCUGAGAGCUCUGAAGUGACAUAAUGGAACAUACGAGGAUAGAAAAGCUAGAGGCAGCGUGCGGGCGAAACCAGAAUUUUUUAAAAACGUUUGAGGCAGGAGGCUGAUCAUAGAUUGUGUCCUAUCAAGGUUUUAUUAAUACGGAAAAAACGGAAGUCCUCGAUUAUUAGAGGAAAAGGUGUCUACUACACGUAAAGUGGAGAAAGGGGUAGGGAUACCUUUAAAGCGCAUUUCUUUGUUUUUACUUAAAAUAUGCAUUGUUUCGACAACUGAAAAGUUAUGGGAACCACUAUCUUUCUCAUGAGAGUGUGCUGAUUUUUUACAGCUACUGUCAUUUUAAGAUUUAGCCUCACGGAAAUAUGAUGAAGAAGGACAUACAUUUAAACUUGGCAGAUGCCACGAACUUAAAGCCCCAUCUCCGCGAUGCGGAAAACAUUCUCAACUCACCGGACCUUGGGCUGCUGAAACUGGCCUCCCCAGAGCUGGAGAGACUUAUAAUUCAGUCCAACGGAAUGGUCACAACAACACCGACCUCUCAGUUCCUUUACCCCAAGUCGAUAAGUGACGAACAGGAGUUUGCCGAGGGAUUCGUCAAGGCUCUCGAGGACCUGCACAAACAGAAUCAGCUUAACGGUGGGACGUGCGCUCAAACGAACAGUCUGGACCUAGGCACCGACGUGGCUCCUGUCACUGUACACAUGGACUUGCCCGUCUAUACGAACUUGAACAGUUAUGGCAAUGGGCCUUUGGGAACCACUGUCAAUUACUCUACAGACACAGUUCCCUUUCCACCUCCACCCACUCAUCAUUUAGGUGGAACACAGCAGCAACAAGCGCAAACACGGCUGCAAUCUUUAAAGGAUGAGCCGCAAACUGUUCCUGACGUGCACAGCUUCGGCGAGAGUCCACCACUGUCUCCAAUCAACAUGGACACACAGGAGCGCAUUAAGGCAGAAAGGAAAAAGCAGCGGAAUAGAAUUGCAGCGUCCAAGUGCCGAAAGAGAAAACUGGAGAGGAUAUCUAGACUGGAAGACAAAGUCAAGUCCCUUAAAACUCAAAACAAUGACUUAGCCUCAACGGCAAGUGUUCUCCGGGAGCAAGUGGCUCAGCUAAAACAAAAGGUUUUGAAUCAUGUUAACAACGGUUGUCAGUUGUUGCCACCUCAAAUUCAAGUGUACUAGUCGCAGGACAUUGGUCAAGCAGCAUAAAUAAGCUCAGUAGACUGUUAUCUUGUUGGCUCUAAAAUUUCACCAUUGUGUUUGUGUAGAGCCAUCGACUUUAUAGGAUGAAAACUUCGCUAAUGUUCAUUUUUGUACAAUGUUUACAUACUAUUUAUCAAGGGUGUACUGAAAUCCCAGGACUGGACCAAACCAGUUUACCGUGUAUUAUUAUAUAAUAUCCUUUUUAUUGAACAUUCAAAAAAGUAUUUGCAUGGCAGAAUAUUGACAAACUCGAAUGUUACCUUACAGGGUGUCAUUGGGCGCAUGUAAUUUCUUAGCCUUUUAACGUUUACAAGCAAGCACUUAUGAGCUGAUAAUAUGGACAUUUUAUAUUCAGUGCUCCGCGGUGUUCUGUUUCAGUAUUUUCUUUUAUCAAUGUGAAGCUGUCAUCUUAUGUUGCACUGAAUAUUUACUUUCACAUUCCUAUUUUUACUUGGUUCCUGUUAUCAAAUAAACCUUGCUUAAGAAUACAAGACAAAUGUUUAGCUCUCUGCUGGUUCACUGUCUGGAAUUUGCGCACUAUUUUCCCCAAGUGAGAGCAAUCCUUUAUACUGGUUGUUCUUGUAUGAGAAGCUAAAUGAUGGGGUGCAGUAGGGCAUUGCCUGUUACAUAUUUGGGAAUUAAAAUAAAUUAAAACUUUGGUCCAACUCAACAUUAAAACCCAAUCAUGAGCCUAUGUAGCACUAUAUAGUAUGAGCCACCAGACUACAGUAUUUUGGUCCUGUGGUACAUGUUUUGCUACAUUGUUAGACCUAUGCUGACGCAGUGGGAUUCCAUUGUGACAUUGUAGCAUUUAGAUUCAACAUGUUGGAUACAAAUGUAUCCAUUUCUGACAGGAAGUCUGUUGACUGAAUUGUGACCUCUGCUGGUGUAAUUUCAUAGCCCUAUGGCAGAUUGUAACUGCCAUCCAGUAGAUGAGUUUGUGCAUUUGACUUGAACUCGUUGUAUCAACAAAUGUAAACGCCCCGUCAGGCCAACUAAACUAGCAGGUGUACAUAUGAAACCAUUUUCAUAGGCCCAAGUUCGGUUAGCACUCAUAGUUGUUAUAAAUCAGGCUUGUAUUUGCAUCACAGGUAAUGUUACAACGGUGAUAAAUAUACAGUAUAGGCACCCAUAAACAGCCAUAUGCUCAUGAAACAGAUGGUCCCAGCUUGCUGGAUUUGUGUUAUGAUGACUAGCUUCUCUUCCCAGUGUCCAAAAUGGAAUGCAGCUUUGACUGCAGCGUCAGAGGCCUCUCUUAAGAUACAGGGCCACUUUCACAGACACCGAUUAAGCCUAGUCAAGGAGGAAAAAAAUCAAGUUCAGUUGAAAGCUCCAUUGAGCUUUUAGUCCUAGACUAGGCUUAAUCUAUGUUGACGAAACUGGCCCAUGGUAGCAUAGACACCAGUGAGCAAGACUAGAUGAGAUUAGCUUGCUUUACAUUAUUAUAGUUUUUUAUUGCUUUGGUACUAUUUAUGCUGGUAUGUGGUCUUUUAUUGCAAAACUAUUAUCACAACAGAUCAUAAAAAAAACUUUAUUUUCUUUUAAACAUUUCACUGAACACAACACCCUCACUUUUUUUGCCAAGUUAAAAAUAUAUUUUUCUUUUAGUAACACGUCACCCUAAAAUACAUAAACUUCAUGAAGUACUUUCUUUCACAAUGUGGUCAGAGUCCUUACCGUGGCUGUCAGGGAAGAUUGCCCUAAUCUGAAAAGAUCAACCAAAAACAUAAAGUAAUAUGCUUUCCCAUGAAAUAAAUCAGUACUGCAUGUAAAGUCCCACACCAUGGUACAUAUAUUCAGACAAUAAAUUAAUGGUAUACUAAU
This is a messenger RNA of Esox lucius (northern pike), 3289 nucleotides long. RefSeq names its product transcription factor jun-D. Gene Ontology annotation, biological process: regulation of cell cycle; regulation of transcription by RNA polymerase II; regulation of cell population proliferation. The transcript has a single exon. Gene Ontology annotation, molecular function: RNA polymerase II cis-regulatory region sequence-specific DNA binding; transcription factor binding; DNA-binding transcription factor activity, RNA polymerase II-specific. Gene Ontology annotation, cellular component: transcription regulator complex. Lineage: Eukaryota; Metazoa; Chordata; Actinopteri; Esociformes; Esocidae. The record is from RefSeq and is a predicted model, not a curated record. The coding region runs from base 623 to 1444 and encodes 273 amino acids.